AUGCCGUCACCGUCAACGCCAAUAACGUCGUCGUAUUGGUGUUACAGCUGCACACGAUUCGUCAGCGUCUGGACCGAAUCCCAACAAACCACCACCGUCACCAUCUCAUGCCCUCACUGCGACGGCGGAUUCAUCGAAGCGAUCACCCAUCCCUCCUCCUCCUCCUCCGCCGCAACCGAAUCAACUCCUCCACCCUCCACCGAACCCAGACCGAUCACCACCAACCGUAGAUCCAUAAUCAGACGCCGGAGAUCCAAUCGCCACCCUUCCUUCAACCCCGUCAUCGUCCUCCAAGGCGGCGCCGGCGCCGACGUUAGAGAAGAAACUCGCGCGUUCGAGUUUUACUACGACGACGGAUCUGGACUAGGCCUCAGGCCUCUUCCGGACUCCGUAUCCGAGAUCCUGAUGGGAUCCGGAUUCGAGCGGUUGCUCGAGCAGUUAAGCCAGAUCGAUUCCGCGGCGGGGAUCGGAUUCGGUAGAUCCGGAAACCCGCCCGCGUCGAAAUCGGCGAUUGAGUCUUUACCGAGAGUUAAAAUAUCCGAUUGCCACGUAGGCAAGGAGGAGGAGGUUAAUUGCGCUGUGUGCACUGAGGUUUUCGAGGUGGAGAAUGAGGCGCGUGAGAUGCCGUGUAAGCAUGUUUUCCACGAGGACUGUAUCGUUCCGUGGUUGGAGAUUAGAAACUCGUGUCCUGUGUGCCGUUUCGAGAUUCCUUCGGAGGGUGAUAGAGGGAACGAGGAGGGUGGUGAUAGCCCUGUUGGGAUGACGAUAUGGAGACUACCUGGAGGUGGAUUUGCGGUGGGGAGGUUUAAUGCGGCGAUGAGGGAAGGGGAGAGAGUGUUGCCGGUUGUGUUGACGGAGAUGGAUGGUGGUGGGCUUGGUGGGAAUAGUGAUGGGCCUAGAAGGAUCUCGUGGGUUAGAGCUAAUGGGACAGUUGGAUCGGGAUCUGUUGGUAAUAACGGCUCUGGUUCGGGAGGGAGGUUGAGACGGAUGGUUCGUGGAGUUGUGUCGUUGAUUAGGAGAGUGAGACCAAACCGUGGUGUUUCGUCUUCUUCUUCGAAUCAUUUGGAUUUGGAUAGUGGAGUGGAGACUAGGGUUAUGGAUCGGUCGAAUUCGGUGUUGAGGAGAUAUUUUGGGCGAAACAGAAGUAACAGAGAUUCUUCUGUUCUGAAUUGAUGAUUGUUAUGUCUUUAUUUUUUUUUGUUUUUUUUUCAUCAUUCAACAAUGUAAAUAUAAGAUUAUUCAGAAGAAAAUCUGGAUUAUUGAUUAUUUUGUUUGUUACAUUACAUCAAAAUGUCUAAUGUACAUUCGAGUUUUCAUCAUUUUCUUUAAGUUGGAGCCAGAUCCUGGAAACUUUUCCAGAGCUUUUGUCUGCCUUGGUUUCCGAGAAAGUAAAAAGAAUGAUUGUCCUUUAAGCUUUUCUUUUUGCUUGGAUGCUGAGAUAGAGAGGGCCUAGUUGAGAAAGAUAUGCACAGAAAAAGAAAAAGAGUCACGAGGAAUGAUAGAA
Messenger RNA from Eruca vesicaria subsp. sativa (arugula), 1504 nucleotides. Lineage: Eukaryota; Viridiplantae; Streptophyta; Magnoliopsida; Brassicales; Brassicaceae. The record is from the annotation of a GenBank genome assembly.